Messenger RNA from Triticum dicoccoides, 3012 nucleotides. RefSeq names its product ent-kaur-16-ene synthase, chloroplastic-like. Lineage: Eukaryota; Viridiplantae; Streptophyta; Magnoliopsida; Poales; Poaceae. The record is from RefSeq and is a predicted model, not a curated record. The transcript is spliced from 14 exons. Gene Ontology annotation, biological process: diterpenoid biosynthetic process. Bases 208 to 2766 code for a protein of 852 amino acids. Gene Ontology annotation, molecular function: magnesium ion binding; terpene synthase activity.
AUCGCCGCCGCCGUCCCCACACCUGCUGGUCCCACAUCCCAGAGGCCGAUAAAAGCGUGAGUGCGCCACCUUUUCCGUUCGCAGUGUCCUCCCCCUUUGCCCGCCGCUCUCACUCUCUCUCGCUGCUUUCCUAUUCCGGCGAUGCUGCAAUAAAUCCCCCGUCGACGGCGGCCGCGGCCCUGGGCGAUCGUAGAUCCCUCCCAACCCAUGUCGAACGCUGGGGGCCCCUCCGUCCUCCCGGCGCCUUGCCGGCAGGCUGGUCAUCGCGCCCUCCUCCCCCUCCCGGCGGCUCCCCAGUUCGUGGCGAGGUUUCGCUCCAACCGUCGUGUUCGACUCACUCCCGCCAGCGCCGUCGUGCACGCUUCAAGGAUUCCCCCCUCCGAGGCGCGCCGUGUCCGAUCCCUCGCCGGCAGUCGACACCGUCCUCCUCCACUCCACCGGAUUCGCUCGGGGACUCCGUGCUGUGCAUAUGUCGAGAAGAUGUUGGUAGCAGAAACGGCAAGCCUGCUAGACGUGCAUCGAAAGGACCGUGAGGCUAGAAUAAGGAAGCAGCUCCACAAGGUUGAACUACCGCCGUCUCCAUACGACACCGCGUGGGUGGCUAUGGUGCCCUUGCGGGGCUCCCCUCGCACUCCAUGCUUCCCUCAGUGUGUUGAAUGGAUAUUGCAAAACCAACAUGAAAAUGGAUCUUGGGAUAACAACGACCUUGGGUCAUCAGCCAACAAGAACGUUCUCUUAUCCACAUUGGCAUGUGUUCUUGCGCUUGAGAAAUGGAAUCUUGGCCAAGAGCACAUAAGGAGAGGACUACAUUUUAUCGGAAGACAUUUCUCCCUUGUCAUGGAUGAGGAGAUUGCUGCUCCUACAGGCUUUAACAUGAUUUUUCCUGGUAUGCUUAGCCUUGCCGUUGGGGCGGGUUUGCAAUUUCCUGUCAGACAAACUGAUAUUGAUUGGAUUCUUCAGCAAUGGGAGAUGGAAUUGAAAAGGUCUGUUGAUGGAAAAACAUUGGCCGGGGAGAAAUCUUAUGGGAGAGAAGCAUAUAUGGCCUAUGUCUCCGAAGGGUUAGGAAACUUACUGGACUGGAAUGAAGUUAUGAAGUUUCAGAGGAAGAACGGGUCGUUGUUCAACUCUCCUUCCACAACUGCUGCUGCGUUAGUCCACAACUAUGAUGAUAAGGCCCUCGAUUAUUUAAAUAUGGUAGUCAGUAAAUUUGGUGGUGCAGUACCAACAGUGUAUCCACUAAAUAUGCACUGGAAGCUUUCAAUGGUGGAUUCGCUUGAAAAGAUCGGAAUUUCUCGGCAUUUUUCUAGUGAGAUAGAGGGAAUCUUAGACAUGGCAUACAGUUUCUGGUUACAGAGAGACGAGGAAAUUAUGAUGGAUGUAGCAACAUGUGCAAUGGCGUUCCGCCUUUUAAGGAUGAAUGGGUAUGAUGUAUCCUCAGAUGAGCUGUCUCAUCUUGCUGAAGCCUCUAAUUUCCAUAAUUCACUUCAAGGAUAUUUAAAUGAUACAAAAUCUGUACUGGAACUAUACAAGGCUUCAAAAGUCAGUGUAGCAGAACAUGAAUUAAUCCUAGAUAACAUUGGCAACUGGUCUGGCAGCUUAUUGUCAGAAAAGUUGUGCUCUGAAGGGGUGCAGGGCCUACCAAACUUAGAGGUCGAGUAUGCCGUUAAGUUUCCAUUCUAUACCACGCUGGAACGCCUAGACCACAAGAGGAACAUCGAACAUUUUGAUGCUAGAGGUUCUCACAUCCUGAAGACAGAAUGCUUGCCGUAUGGUAUCAACCAAGAACUUUUGGCUUUGGCUGUUGACGAUUUCACAUUUUCUCAAUCUAUCUACCAGGAUGAACUCCUGCAUCUUGAUAGGUGGGUGAAAGAAAACAGGUUGGACCAGCUACAAUUUGCACGGCAGAAGUUGACAUAUUGUUAUCUCUCUGCUGCUGCUACGAUUUUUCCUCCUGAACUUUCUGAUGCUCGCAUAUCGUGGGCCAAAAACGGUGUGCUCACAACCGUUGUUGAUGACUUCUUUGAUGUUGGAGGAUCAAAAGAAGAACUAGAAAACCUCAUAGCAUUAGUUGAGAAGUGGGAUGAGCAUCACAAAGAUGACUUCUGUUCGGAGCAAGUAAGGAUUGUAUUUUGUGCUCUCUAUACCACAGUGAACCAGCUUGGAUCAAUCGCUUCUGCCGUACAAAACCGUGACGUUAAAAAUCACCUGAUAGAAAUAUGGCUACUUCUAUUGAGGUCUAUGAUGACCGAGGCAGAAUGGCAGAGGAGCCAAUAUGUGCCAACAAUGGAAGAAUACAUGACAAAUGGGGUAGUUUCAUUCGCACUGGGGCCCAUUGUGCUUCCAACAUUGUAUUGUGUCGGGGAAAAGCUAUUGGGGAGUGCUGUCAAAAAUCAAGAGUACAGUGAGUUAUUUAGGCUAAUGAGCACCUGUGGCCGUCUCCUCAAUGACAGCCAAGGCUUUGAGAGGGAGGGCAGCGAGGGGAAACUGAACAGCGUUUCGCUACUUGGUCUUCACAGCGGUGGUUCUAUGUCCAUAGAAGCGGCUAAGAAUGCGAUACAGAAGUCCAUAGUCGCUUCGAGGCGAGACUUGCUAAGAUUGGUCCUCAAGGAAGGCACGGUUGUUCCCAGGGCAUGCAAGGAGCUGUUCUGGAAGAUGUGCAAGAUACUUCACCUGUUCUACUUUCGGACCGACGGAUUCAGCUCGCCAAAGGAAAUGGCCAGCGCGGUGAAUGCUGUUAUCAACGAACCACUCAGGCUCUCAAGUUGACAAUCCAUGGUUGAUGGUCUCAUCAGAAAAAGAAAGAUAUUCAUGUGUUCAUAUGGAGCAGAGGGAUCGGCGGUGAACCUUUGGCCCUGUAACUUAGAGAGAUGUAAAGAUUGACGAAGGUAGGCUCAAUGUUUCAAAAAAGAAACUUCUUGUUACCGGAUAGUAAUAUUUCCUGCAGUUUCAUCAGAAAAACACAUCGCUGUCCUAUGUAUAUAUAUUAAAAAAAGGGCGCUGCUAGCCGUCCGA